Messenger RNA from Cuscuta europaea, 1701 nucleotides. The record is from the annotation of a GenBank genome assembly. Lineage: Eukaryota; Viridiplantae; Streptophyta; Magnoliopsida; Solanales; Convolvulaceae.
UGGUAAGAUGUGUAGCACUUAGGUUUGUGAUAAGAGCUGGCAGUUCAGACCACUAUAUGAUGUAGGCCAGUAAGGUUGAGACCAAUAGUCUCACUACUCACUGAAGAAAGCCUUAACAAAGUGGCCAAUUUCACAAAAUCAAACUUGUGUAUCAUCAUUCCUUGAGCUUUCUAGAAUAGAUCCCAUAGUCUGCUUUCUGAGGGACAAAUAAAAGCCGCAAGUUCCUCUUAUCUUGUUCGUACCACCAACUUUAACUUUGGCAUUUUAAUCCAUCCUUUUCUAUAAAAGGAGACGAUGAUAAAUCAUGCUAUAUAAUCAUAUUAUAUGUUUGGCUUUCCCACCGGAUUUACAUUUAUAUAAAGACGGAAAUCAAUCAUCGUAUACUGACAACAUGGAAAACCGCCGCCAGAAGAGCAGUUCCGGCGACAAAUUCUCCUUCCCGAUCAUGGGCAUGCCGGAAAAGGAACCCGAAGACGGAGAGUUUGAAUUCGGGUGCAUUUCCACCUCACCGGAAGCCUCUCCCAACUCGCCGGCCGACCGGCUCUUCUUCAACGGAAAGCUAAUGCCGCACAAUUUCCCAACGUCCCGACAACCAGCGGCGGUUACGGAUGGUUUCUCGUAUUCGCGAUCGACGAGCAGCGUCAGCAGCGGCAAGGAAUCGAUGAUGUCAUCCCGGAGCAACAGCGGCAGCAGCUCCGGCGGCAGCGCAAGAACCAGCGGCAGCGGCGAGUCGGCUUUUAAUAUUAAUAUCAGACGGUUAGCUAUUAUUAAUAUCAACAAUAGAAGUAAAUGGGCCCAUUCUUCCAGCAGGCCGCUUCCGAGUUCUAAGCCGCACCUCCUCCCGGCUUCUAAGAAAUCGCAGUUCAUGGCUGCUCCGGCCCAUGGGCCGGUUCAUCUCUGGAAUAAGCGGCCCGGAUCUCUCUCGCUGGGGAAAGGGCAUAAUAGUCAAGAAGUUAAAGUGAUGAAACAAGGUGAUCAGCAGCAAAGUGAUGGUGAAGGAAGAGGAUCUCCGCCGUGGUUUGGUCGAAGGGUUUUAAGGUCAAUUGUAUCCUCUUGCAAAGAAUGUCAUGCCAUUCCACCCACAACUAAGCAGGCCAAAGAUAUUGUUAUCUCAACAAUUUAGAAAAUGUGGCUAGUGGUUGAAAGGGCAAUACUGUAUUUUCUCAACUUUUCUGCAAGAUCUUAUCAUUAUUGGGACGAAACUUGAAAGAACAAAUGGUUGUAUUUGGACACAUGUAACACACUUCCGGGCAUGUAUGGAUCAAAUUUGGCACGAAUUAUAACAUGUUUUUGGCACGACUUUGUCUCAAGUAUUUGAUGACAAAUCAACAUUGACACAAAUUUGGUACCUACUCCAUGGGACUGUUUGUUUCUUGGGGAUUUCAAUCAAAACACUGCAAAAAACAGCGGAUUCCCUUUAUAAAUAAAUGACAUUUUGGCCUAAGUCGCUGAUAUCGGGGCCCCGUCAAAGAUCCAUGUCAAGUACAUGUCAUUCAUUGUUUUUGUAGUGAUGAGUGCACUACCUGUGUAACAAGCACAUCUUUAUUUGGGUGUGAUUUCACUUGUGACCGUUUUUGUUGAUUUUUUUGUAGUGAUUUCACAUGGUAUAUUUGCUGACCGUCUAACAAAAUCAUUUGUCCAUGUGGUUUAGGUUAAUGAUACUCGUAAUCCGUAAUAUUCAACUCUUCUUCAUGAUUAUUG